GUACCACCUUACCGCUAAAUCUUUUGUUCUAUUCGGCCAACAAUACACUGGGUUGGGAAAAGUGUAUCUUUUUCGUUGAAUUUAUAACAAAUUCAACGCAAAAAAAAACGAUUACAUUAAGCAGAAUGCUGCUGUUCGUGUGAAUAGUACAGGUUAGUUGUGCAAAACGGCCUGAAAAGUGGAUCGAUAAGGCGUAGAGGUCUUCAGUUUUCGUUGCGUUCAGAAGGGUCGUUGACUACAGACUGUGCAAACAUUGGUUUGUUGGUGCAGCUAUACAGUGUAAGGGGUGGGGUGGACGUGGUUUGAAACCGGCACAAAAGCUACUCGUGGAAGGAAGUUAGGAAAAUAAUACGAACAAAACAACGCUUGUUCGGCGAAAAGAAUCCUCGACCGUCCAAGUAAGCAGCACGUAGUUGUAGGCUGCUUGUGGGAGGGUGCGUGUGUGUGAGUGUGUGUGUGUGCGGUUCGUUGUGUGUGUUGCAUCCGGUACAGCGAUAUCGAAGUAACACGAUAAAGCAUUAUGACGAGACACAGUUCUGUCACCGGCGGAAUGGGCAAGUUGGCCGUAGCUUUCCUUCCGCUGCUCUGCUUGCUGUCGGCGGGACUGGUGGAAGCUUUCUACCUUCCCGGAUUGGCGCCGGUCAACUAUUGCCGAAAGUCAGAAAUGCAAAAGUCAUGCAAGUCCGAGGUAACGCUGUACGUGAAUCGACUCAACACGGAAGAGUCGGUGAUUCCGUACGAGUAUCAUCACUUUGAUUUCUGUCCCAUCGACGAAGCGAACUCGCCAGUGGAAAACCUUGGCCAGGUGGUGUUUGGCGAGCGCAUCCGCCCAGGACCGUACAAGAUUCAGUUUCUCGAGGAUGUAAAGUGCGCCAAGGCUUGCGUGAAACACUACAAGGGAGGCGAUCCGGACAGUGACCAUCGGCUGAUGGUGCUGAAAAAGGGUAUGAGUCUUAACUAUCAGCAUCAUUGGAUCGUCGACAACAUGCCCGUCACCUGGUGCUAUCCGCUGGAAAACGAGCGUCAGUACUGCAGCACCGGCUUCCCGAUGGGUUGCCUGGUGCGCCGACACCCGGACGGCGAGGAAGGGUGCAUUACGAAUCCGAACUACAACCGGGCCGGCUACUAUUAUCCGUUCAACCACGUCGACCUGACCAUCACGUACCACAGCGGUGCUACGGAGGAGUGGGGUGUGGCAUUCAAGCAGAACGGUGGACGCAUCAUCUCCGUCAAGGUGGUGCCAUCGUCUAUUAACCACAAGGACCCGAACGAGCUGAACUGCGACAGCAAGGAACCGAUCGAAAUCCAAUCAAGCGCUCUCCCCAACGGCCAAACGCUCGACAUCGUGUACACGUACUCGGUGCACUUUACGCAGAACAACAAGAUUAAGUGGUCGUCCCGAUGGGACUACAUCCUCGAGUCGAUGCCGCACACCAACAUCCAGUGGUUCAGCAUUCUGAACUCGCUCGUAAUCGUGCUGUUCCUUUCCGGCAUGGUGGCGAUGAUAAUGCUGCGCACGCUGCACAAGGACAUUGCGCGAUACAAUCAGAUGGAUUCGGGCGAGGACGCGCAGGAAGAGUUCGGCUGGAAGCUGGUGCACGGGGACGUGUUCCGACCACCGCGCAAGGGCAUGCUGCUUUCCGUGUUUUUGGGCUCGGGUAUACAGGUCUUCUGCAUGACGCUGGUAACGCUAGCGUUCGCGUGCCUUGGCUUCUUGUCGCCGGCCAACCGUGGCGCCCUUAUGACCUGCGCCAUGGUGCUGUUUGUGCUGCUCGGUACACCGGCCGGUUACGUUUCGGCCCGCAUCUACAAGAGCUUCGGUGGCAUCAAGUGGAAGAGUAACGUACUGCUAACUUCCAUGCUGUGUCCGGGUGUCGUGUUUGGACUGUUCUUCGUAAUGAAUUUGAUACUGUGGAGCAAAGGCAGUUCCGGCGCGGUUCCAUUUUCGACUCUGAUUGCGCUGCUGGCCCUCUGGUUUGGUGUAUCCGUUCCGCUCACGUUCGUUGGAGCUUACUUUGGUUUCCGCAAGAGGUCACUGGAGCAUCCCGUUCGAACUAAUCAAAUUCCGCGCCAAAUUCCGGAUCAGUCGAUCUACACGCAACCCAUCCCGGGCAUCAUUAUGGGCGGUGUGCUACCGUUCGGUUGCAUUUUCAUCCAGCUGUUCUUCAUCCUAAACUCGCUGUGGUCGAGCCAGAUGUACUACAUGUUCGGAUUUCUGUUUUUGGUGUUUUUGAUCCUCGUUAUCACCUGCUCGGAGACGACGAUUCUGCUGUGCUACUUCCACCUGUGCGCCGAGGACUACCAUUGGUGGUGGCGAUCUUUCCUCACUUCCGGCUUCACCGCCGUCUAUCUGUUCGUGUACUGCUGUCACUAUUUUGCCACGAAGCUGCAGAUUGAGGAUGCGGCCUCGACCUUCCUCUACUUCGGCUACACUCUGAUUAUGGUGUUCCUGUUCUUCUUGCUGACCGGUUCGAUAGGGUUCUUUGCCUGUUUCUGGUUCAUCCGUAAAAUCUACAGCGUGGUAAAGGUGGAUUAAAAGUUCGCCUGCUGCCAGGCUGAAUUCAGCGUGUGUUUUCGUUUCCGGUAGAUUAGCUCUUUCCGUUUUUUGGCACACUUUCCGACUUGGGUUAGUUUAUCCGCUGCUUUCGACACCUUAUAUUUAAUUGUAUCAUAUUGUCUAUUUCUCCCACCCCACCUACACCGAUUUUGAUUGUGCUUUGCACAGUAACAGCGCAUCUUUGCUUCAAAACAAUGGAAAACCCAAACCGUGCUGUUGUCUAUGGUUUAAUUAGGUUAUUGCGCUGCUCGCGCUCGAACAGAGCUUUGAUUGCGCAGCCCUUUCGUUACGAAGAGCUCGACGAUUGGAGUAGAGCUAGCAACACCGACAAUACGCGCAUUACAUACUAA
Anopheles gambiae (African malaria mosquito) is the source of this 2907-nucleotide messenger RNA. It is a transcript of the gene TM9SF2, whose product is annotated as transmembrane 9 superfamily member 2. The record is from RefSeq and is a predicted model, not a curated record. The coding region runs from base 521 to 2536 and encodes 671 amino acids. Gene Ontology annotation, biological process: protein localization to membrane. Gene Ontology annotation, cellular component: membrane. The transcript is spliced from 5 exons. NCBI's taxonomy places the organism in Eukaryota, Metazoa, Arthropoda, Insecta, Diptera, Culicidae.